Phycodurus eques (leafy seadragon) is the source of this 2334-nucleotide messenger RNA. It is a transcript of the gene phf10, whose product is annotated as PHD finger protein 10. Gene Ontology annotation, cellular component: npBAF complex. The record is from RefSeq and is a predicted model, not a curated record. The coding region runs from base 66 to 1520 and encodes 484 amino acids. NCBI's taxonomy places the organism in Eukaryota, Metazoa, Chordata, Actinopteri, Syngnathiformes, Syngnathidae. The transcript is spliced from 12 exons.
AGACAUAACGCGGCUAGUUUUGCUAGCUUCCAGCUAGCCCAGCAGCAACCUCAAAUUAGCGAAACAUGGCUGCCGUGCUCCCCCCGAGACCACCGUGCGACAGCAACCCCGCUACGCCCGGAGCACAAUCCCUAAAGGAGGACAUAACAGGAGAUGAGUCCAAUGAUGGAAGCCAACCUCCAAAAAGGCGACGAAUGGGUUCAGGGGACAGUUCAAGAAGUUGUGACACCUCCAGUCAAGACCUUGGGCCAACAUAUUUCCCAGCAGAGAAUUUGACCGAGUACAAGUGGCCAGCAGAUGACACGGGAGAGUAUUACAUGUUGCAAGAGCAGGUCAGCGAGUAUCUGGGAGUCACAUCCUUCAAGAGGAAGUACCCGGAUAUGGAAAGAAGGGACCUAUCACAUAAAGAGAAGCUCUACCUACGUGAACAGAACGUGAUCACUGAGACACAGUGCACUCUGGGUCUAACAGCUCUGCGGAGUGAUGAGGUCAUAGACCUGAUGAUAAAAGAGUAUCCUGCCAAGCAUUUAGAGUACUCGGUCAUUCUUCAGGAGAGAGAGCGACAGAGGAUAGCUAAAGAGUACUCUCAAAUGCAGCAGCAGAACCCUCAGAAGGUGGAGGCCAGCAAGGUUCCAGAGUACAUUAAGAAGGCGGCCAAAAAGGCGGCCGAGUUCAACAGUAACUUCAACAGGGAGCGAAUGGAAGAGAGGAGGGCCUAUUUUGACCUCCAGACACAUGUUAUCCAAGUGCCCCAGGGCCGGUUCAAGGUGCUUGCCCCAGAACUGACCAGGACGGGGCCCUACCCAGUUGCUCUUAUACCAGGGCAGUUCCAAGACUACUACAAAAGGUACUCUCCCAAUGAGCUGCGUUACCUGCCUUUGAACACAGCCCUGUUUGAGCCUCCGCUGGAUCCAGAACUCCCUGCGCUGGACUCAGAACCUGACUCGGAUGAUGCAGAGGAUGAUAAAAAGAACAAGAACUCCUCUGACAGCUCUUCAGGCAACACAUCAGACGGUGAAAGUCAGGAGGGAGGAGCCCACAAGUCCAAGCCCAAAGACAGGAUGUCCACGCUGGGCAAAGAUGGCAGCCACCGCCACUCCCACAAAGUCACCCCCGGGUACAAGCCUAAGGUCAUUCCCAAUGCUAUAUGUGGCAUUUGCCAGAAGGGUAAAGAGGCCAACAAGAGAGGCAAACCUGAGGCGCUCAUUCACUGCUCCCAGUGUGAUAACAGCGGCCACCCGUCCUGUUUGGACAUGAGCGAGGAACUGGUGUGCAUGAUCCGGACAUACCGCUGGCAGUGCAUGGAGUGUAAAACGUGCACCGUGUGCCAGCAGCCCCACCAUGAGGACGAGAUGAUGUUCUGCGACAAGUGUGACCGAGGCUUCCACACCUUCUGUGUUGGCAUGGGCUCCAUCCCCACAGGUCUUUGGCUGUGUGAGGUGUGCGAUAAAGAUUUCAGCACACCCAAGAAGAAAGGUGGAGCGAAAACACCAAAGAAACCCAAGUCAGUGCAAAAGUGACUUCAGUGAACUCCAAUAGACCACAACCAGGGGUCGCCAACCUUUUUGAAACUGAAAGCGACUUAGUGGGGCAACACUUAAGAUCAAGUCAAAAGGGACGAGAGAACAAUGGGCACAACAACAGUCAGAUCAACAACUAUCAUCUCUACAAGUGUUUUCAUUUUCAACUGAUCAAUUAUACCACAUUCCUAGGAAAUCACAAUGUCCCCUCACUGGUAAGCUAUGUUUAGAACAAGCCUGUGGGUUACUCAUGUGGUCCUUGGGGCCUAUCUUGUGCCCGUGGACACAUUAUUGGUGACCCCCAUGCUAGACUGAAUGAUGAUAUUUAAUCGCAAGUGCUGUUUGGGGAUCCGCAAUUUCAAUUUAAGCACCCCAACUAAAUCUCAUGACCAACUUUUGACAAGCUGUUACCAAUUGGCAAGUAAUAUACAGCGGCUGAAAUAAGUAUUUAACACGUCACCAUUUUUCCCAUUAAAUAUAUUUCCAAAGGUGCUAUUGACAUGAACAUUUCACCAGAUGUUGGGAACAACCCAAGUAAUCCAUACAGACAAAGAAGAAGAAGAAUAAUCACCUUUUAUUGUCAUGAAUGCAAGAGAGUAGAACAAAUCAACUCAGAAAUUAAGUUGUGUGUAGUAAUGUGAAAUGACACGGAAAAAGUAUUGACCACGACAACUGAUAUUUAUUUAAUACUUUUGUACAAAAGCCUUUUGUUUACAAUGACAACUUCAAGACGCCUCCUGUUUGGAGAAACUAGUCGCAUGCAUUGCUCUGGUGUGAUUUUGGCCCAUUCCUCCAAACAAGCAGUCUUCAAAUC